CGGAAACGCCGGUGCGCGGGCACUGGCCGGCCCGGGCGUACGCGCUCCGGCCAUGGCGACCCAGGCGAAACGGCCGCGGGUGGCGGGGCCGGAGGGCGGCGGCGGCGCGGACCCGGUGGCCGGCUUCCUGGGCUGGUGCCAGCGCGUGGGGCUGGAGCUGAGUCCCAAGGUGGCCGUGAGCCGGCAGGGCACGGUGGCGGGCUACGGCAUGGUGGCGCGGGAGAGCGUGCAGCGCGGCGAGCUGCUGUUCGCGGUGCCGCGGGCUGCCAUCCUGUCACAGCACACCUGCUCGAUCGGCGACCUGCUGGAGCGAGAGCGAGGCGCGCUGCAGAGCCAGUCGGGCUGGGUGCCGCUGCUGCUGGCGCUGCUUCACGAGCUGCAGGCCCCAGCCUCGCCGUGGAGCCCCUACUUUGCGCUCUGGCCUGAGCUGGGCCGCUUGGAGCACCCAAUGUUCUGGCCAGAGGAGGAGCGCCGGCGCCUGCUGCAGGGCACGGGCGUACCUGAGGCCGUGGAGAAGGAUUUGGCCAACAUCCGCAGCGAGUACUAUUCCAUCGUGCUGCCCUUCAUGGAAGCCCAUCCCGAUCUCUUCAGCCCCAAGGUUCACUCCCUGGAACUCUACCAUCAGCUCGUGGCCCUUGUGAUGGCCUAUAGCUUUCAAGAACCACUGGAGGAAGAGGAGGAUGAAAAGGAGCCAAACUCCCCUUUGAUGGUGCCUGCAGCAGACAUUCUAAACCACUUAGCCAAUCACAAUGCCAAUCUAGAAUAUUCUGCAGAUUCUCUUCGCAUGGUGGCCACUCAGCCCAUUCCUAAAGGCCAUGAGAUUUUCAACACUUACGGACAAAUGGCUAAUUGGCAACUGAUUCAUAUGUAUGGCUUUGUUGAACCAUAUCCUGACAACACAGAUGACACAGCCGACAUCCAAAUGGUGACAGUUCGUGAAGCAGCAUUACAGAAAGCAAAAGCUGAGGCUGAACGGCUCCUACUGUAUGAGCGCUGGGAUUUCUUGUGCAAACUGGAGAUGGUAGGAGAAGAGGGUGCGUUUGUAAUUGGACGUGAGGAGGUGCUAACUGAAGAGGAACUGACCACCACACUGAAGGUACUGUGCAUGGCUGCUGAGGAGUUCAGAGAAUUUAAAGACCAGGAUGGAUGGGGAGAUGAUAAAAGGGUAGAAGAGGGCAGCCUGACACUCAAAAAUAUCCCCAAGCUCAAAGCACCGUGGAAACAGCUGCUUCGAGACAGUGUCCUGUUGACCCUGCAAACCUAUGCCACAGACUUACAAAGUGAGCAGGAUGUACUCAGUAAUAAGGAUGUCUACACCAAACUCAGCUGGAGGGAACAGCAAGCCUUACAGGUUCGCUAUGGUCAGAAGAUGAUCUUACACCAGUUGUUAGAAAUGACUCUUUAGUAUGUUUCAUAUGGCCUGAAUUACAGAAGAAAGAACUUUAUUCUAGGCUGAGAACUAUUGUUGCUUGAAAAGGAAGAAAGUGUGGAUCUUUUGCCGUUCUUAUUAAAUACCAGAAGGAAAAGUAGCAGAGGUGUGCUAGGAUGAACUCUGAGGUAAGGGUGAUGUGUUCGAGGACUGGGAACAGCAUGCUUUCGAAUCACUAGUUUAACGCUUUGUGUAGCCAUCUCUGUUCUUGAUUUUAACUAAAGCCUGCAGAAAUGUGG
This is a messenger RNA of Lepus europaeus (European hare), 1668 nucleotides long. RefSeq names its product SET domain containing 6, protein lysine methyltransferase (gene SETD6). Lineage: Eukaryota; Metazoa; Chordata; Mammalia; Lagomorpha; Leporidae. Gene Ontology annotation, cellular component: nucleus. Gene Ontology annotation, molecular function: protein binding; protein-lysine N-methyltransferase activity. Bases 53 to 1405 code for a protein of 450 amino acids. The record is from RefSeq and is a predicted model, not a curated record. The transcript has 9 exons. Gene Ontology annotation, biological process: peptidyl-lysine monomethylation.